AUGGAAGACGUCGUCGUGCUACAUGCCAAGGCGCUGAACGUUGAUCGCAUCUCGUGUCUACAGUUAAUGUCCCGUGCACCAGAAAUUGCCCAUCAUUUGGGAUAUGCACCUGGAGGCAUACAGAAAGGGUCACGGGCUUCGAUGGGAAUGAGCAGAGAGGCUAGAGCUUUCGGUGGUGGCGUGCCUUCCAUGGAGCUCGGGGGCGUCACAGCAUCCCUGCAGUCCAUCGGAGCCUCUGGUACCAUCAAACCUGAGGCUAAGCGUGCCAUUGCUGCGGCCCUAAGAAAAGUGGGCAUCUUGGCUGAUGGGGACCAUGUGGCGGCCAUGCAAGAUCGGCGGCAACUAGUGGUCGUCGAGGUGCCCAGAUAUUUCGAAUCAAGGGAAGACGAGCUUCCACUUCUCGUGGAUUACAAGGUUGGAGGCUUCAAUCACCAGAGAGCAGAGGAGAUGCUCCAAGAGUCUAGGUUGUGGGAUACUCGAGACGAUUGCCACUGUGAGUGCUCGCUCGAUGCAGAUCGCACGCUUCAGAUCUCCAGGAUGCAAAGGAUCGAGAACAUGAAGGUUUUCGAGAAGUUCAAGCUGUAUGAAGCUAGCGUGGCAGAUGAUCUUCGACGGCGAAGGCAAAAUCACGCUUCACCUGUCUAUGGCAUGCAUCCCUGGCUGGAGCGACUAGCCAGUAAGAACGGCUUGUCCAGCGUGUCAAACACUGUUUACCUUCUGCACGGUACGGCGGCGAGGAAUCUCGCAGAGAUACGCAAGGAAGGCCUGCACUCCAAGUUUUCGCUGCAUGGCUCGCAGUCAUAUGGCCAAGGGCUGUACUUCACGGUCAACAGCUGCAAGGCAUUUCAAUAUGCCGGGGAUGGCGGCUGCAUCCUAGUGUGCAGGGUAGUUCUGGGUAAGGUGGAGGUGUUGCCUUCGGAAUGUGGAGCGCGAUUCUUUGCAAGGCCGCCUGCUCAUUCGGCCAAGGCACAAGCAGGUUACACUCGGCGGCAGAACGCGGUACAAGUCCAUGACGAGUAUAUCGUUUUCAGUGGGGAUGCCGUUUAUCCCGAGUUUGUGCUGCAUGUCGCGUAG
Symbiodinium natans is the source of this 1074-nucleotide messenger RNA. The record is from the annotation of a GenBank genome assembly. Lineage: Eukaryota; Dinophyceae; Suessiales; Symbiodiniaceae.